ACAGUGAGUGCACAAAAUUGAAUUGAAUUCAAAAAAUUGAAUCAAAAAAAGGGAAACAAAUUGAAAAUGAGUUCAAAACAGACACCAAAUGAAUGCAGUGUUGAGUCCAAUGACACGAAUCCAUCGCAACUGAUGGCCACCGAAGACGUGUUCAAUGGCACCGAUUUGGAGAGAGAUCUGCUUCUGAGUGAAGAGCGUCUGGACAGAGCGUCGCCCGACCUCUGGCCCGAACAGAUUCCCGGAGUGACCGAGUUUUUGGCCAACUCUUCGCCGCCAUUGUUCGACACGAAGUCUCAGGCCAGUGAAUGGUUGACGGACUUAGACCCGGAUGACAUAAAUAUGUUGCACGGCUUCGGGUCACUGACCGCGUCGGCACUCCUCGAGAAGGUGAAGGAACUGCAGAACUUGUCCUAUCAGUUGGGACUGGAGGAGGCGCGUGAGAUGACCAGGGGCAAGUUCCUCAAUGUACUCCAGACACGACCCAAACGUAUCAAUAAUAAUAAACGAUAACUCAUUCAUCGCUACUAUUAUUCACAUCUCUAUAUCCCUU
Molecule: messenger RNA, 550 nt
Organism: Oppiella nova
Lineage: Eukaryota; Metazoa; Arthropoda; Arachnida; Sarcoptiformes; Oppiidae
Source: the annotation of a GenBank genome assembly